UAGCCGCACACUGACUGCAGCACAACCGUCCUGACAUGUUGACAUUUCUGCCUUCGAGGAUUGGGCAACACGCAAACUGAAAUAAGGGACCAUUUAGAAAUAUUUUUACAGUCACUAUGGAUGGACACAUUUCACCAAACCGCCUGACAACCGGACGUUUGUUUUAACGAGUGUGUUUGCGAGCUACUGGAGUUAGCCGACAAGCUAAUGUCAACAUAGAUUAACUGUAACUGUCAGCUGUCAUCAAACCUUGUCACAGCCAUUUCAAUUUGUGACACCACCGUCUGAACAAACACAGGACCUGUCAACAUGAGGAUAUUAAGGUUUCUGAGGAGCAGCGUGUCCAUAGGGAAGGACAUAGACUAUUACUCCAAAUUUUCACCCUCUCCUCUUUCAAUGAAGCAGUUUCUGGAUUUUGGCUCAGAAAAUGCAUGUGAGAAAACAUCAUUCGCCUUCCUCAGACAGGAGCUGCCUGUGAGGUUGGCGAACAUCAUGAAAGAGAUCAACUUAUUGCCAGACAACUUGCUAAGGACUCCAUCAGUCCGGCUGGUCCAGAGCUGGUACAUGCAAAGUCUUCAGGAGAUUCUUGAGUUCAAAGACAAAAACGCAGACGAUGAAAAAGUCACAUAUGAUUUCACAGAUGCUGUGAUAAAAAUCAGAAAUCGACACAAUGAUGUCAUCCCCACCAUGGCUCAGGGAGUUGUGGAAUACAAAGAGACUUACGGCACGGACCCAGUCGUCAGCCAGAACGUUCAGUAUUUUCUGGAUCGUUUCUACAUGAGCAGGAUAUCCAUCAGGAUGCUGCUCAACCAGCACACGCUCCUCUUUGGUGGGAAGGUGAAGGUGAACCCAGCACAUCCCAAACAGAUCGGCAGUAUUGAUCCACACUGUCGGGUCAGUGAGGUUAUUAAAGACGCCUACGAAAAUGCACGAAAUCUCUGUGACCGGUAUUACAUGAACUCUCCUGAGCUGACACUGGAGGAAUUCAACGUCAAAGAGCAGGGAAAACCCAUCACUGUCGUCUAUGUCCCAUCUCAUUUGUAUCACAUGGUGUUUGAACUUUUUAAGAACGCCAUGCGAGCCACCAUGGAGUUGUACGGCGAUGCCUUGGAGUAUCCUCCCAUCCACACACAGGUCGCUCUGGGAACUGAAGAUCUGACUGUCAAGGUGAGCGAUCGGGGAGGAGGCGUGCCCCUGCGGAAGAUCGACAGGCUGUUCACCUACACGUACUCCACGGCUCCUCGGCCCAGCAUCGACGGCUCACGUGCCGCUCCUCUGGCUGGUUAUGGUCACGGCCUGCCCAUCUCUCGACUGUAUGCACGGUACUUUCAAGGGGACCUGAAGCUGUACUCUCUAGAGGGAUAUGGAACUGAUGCUGUGAUCUACAUUCGGGCGCUCUCCACGGAGUCCAUCGAGAGGCUCCCUGUGUACAACAAGUCAGCGUGGAAACACUACAAGACGAUCCAUGAGGCCGACGACUGGUGCGUACCGAGCAAAGAGCCGAAGGACAUGACGACGUUUCGUAGCUUCUAGAGUCAAAUAACAAAUGGUCCUUUAGCAAAGUGUACAGGGGGGUUGUGUGUGUGUGUGUGUGUGUGUGUGUGUGUGUGUGUCUGUAAUGGUAUUUGAUCAUUUCAGAUUACUUUGUACAGAAAUUAAAGAACGAUAGAACAAAGUUUUAGUGCCAUAUGUUUCAUAUAGAACAACGGUGUUUGGUAUGAUGAACAUUAUGGAGCUCAGCAACCCCCACUUAAGAAGAAUGAUUUACUCCUACUGUUACACAACACUAAUGGUUAAAACUGAGAGUAACUAGGACCAGUUUUCUAAAAAGACACACUGCAGGUCAAAGGAAAAUUUAGCCAAACUGGAUUUUUUUUAGGCAAAUACUGGCAUUUGUAUUUGGAUUUAAAAAAAUCUUGAUAGACUGAAAAGUAGUGACCAAUACUCUUUUGGAGAAAAACACAAAGAAAGAUAUAAAAUAAGAUAACUUUUUUAUUUAUUAGGACCCUUAAAUUUGGUUACUUAACACUUAUUUCCAAGACCUGUGCUGAGCAGUACUUGUCAGUGCUUAACGCCCUCUGGUGGACAAUUUAUGUAACAGCAACACUGUCUCUAAAGUUACUUAUGAACAUUAACAACAAUAUUAAUGUGUCUGUGAUAAGCUACAAGUUGGCCCAUGUGCCGGCCAUGUUCUGGCUGAAAUGUAAUUUCUUUAUGCUUUUAGAACAACAAAAACCUGUCUUGUAUUGAGCAUAAAAUCUCACCACCUGAAACCAUCUGCAUUAGAUGCCAUUUGUGUUAAAGAGGAAAAUAUGAUUUUCCAUAAUUUCAGUCAACUCAUUAUUUAAGGUAUGAACUGUGCGACUAGUUAGUUUUUACAGUUUGCUCUACUAGUACAGCUUUACCCAGAAUGCUUAGUUGCACAUACUUAAAGUUAAAUGUUUUGUUCAGCUCUGCUUCUUCAUUCUCCUCUGUGUGAAGUUUGAUACUUUUGAUGUUACUCAGUGAACUGCUGCUUGUUUUUAAAUCUGUUGGGAGUCUCUGCUGGUGGGUUAUUUUUCUUAAAAUGUUUAGGGCAUUUCUUCUUCAGUUGGGUGGUGUACACAAGAAACACGAUCAAAAGUGUUGAUUGACUCUGGCACUGUUUUAUUGUAUAAGGAAACUGAGUAAUUAGAAAAAAUGUGCACUCUGAUGUUUAAUUGGAUUUGUAGCACAUUUAGUAUUCUUAAAUUCUCAGUUAAUUUGCAAAUAAGGUUCUGCAAAUUUGAAACUAUCUUUUUUUUCUCAUGACAGUAUGAUAUAAUAGCAAAAUACAGUAUUUGUGUUUUCUGUGGCUAUUAGGAUUCAUCCAUUUUCUAUGUUGCACUCCAACACUCCAAAACUAUAUGGAUCAUGUUCAGUAUAAAAAUAAAUACUUCUGACAGACAGAAAAGCUCUAUGCAAGAGGAGUAGAGGUAAGGAGCUAAUGUAACACACAUGCUACUAGUUUGAUUUUUUUUUUAAAUAUUAAUUGGUAUAGUCAACAUUUGGCCUCUCAGCUUAUUUUAAACACUACAUUGAUGUCAAAUGUGUUCAAACAUUCUCAAAGAGCUUGAGGGCAUUAAAACAAAAAUCAUUGUCA
Lates calcarifer (barramundi perch) is the source of this 3121-nucleotide messenger RNA. RefSeq names its product pyruvate dehydrogenase kinase, isozyme 1 (gene pdk1). Gene Ontology annotation, molecular function: pyruvate dehydrogenase (acetyl-transferring) kinase activity. Gene Ontology annotation, biological process: regulation of glucose metabolic process; protein phosphorylation. Gene Ontology annotation, cellular component: mitochondrion. Bases 310 to 1533 code for a protein of 407 amino acids. Lineage: Eukaryota; Metazoa; Chordata; Actinopteri; Centropomidae. The transcript is spliced from 11 exons. The record is from RefSeq and is a predicted model, not a curated record.